UAAAACCGCGUGCUGGCCGCGUACCAAUUCUUCCGUAUUGACGGCUACGAGCAGGUGCGCCUAAACGUCUGCCCGUACGCCCACGCCCGCGAACGAAAAAAACAAUUCGAAUUACGAGAGAAAAAAAAGAAAAACCGAUGACUCAAAACAAUUGCUGGCAAUAAUCGGGUAAAGUUAAAGAAUCUCUUAACGGCUAAAUCUGAACGUAUCGAUGGGGUGGGAGAAACGACUCGCCUUUCUUCAACUUUUAAGACCGACCAGAGUUGAAGAUUGUUAGUGAAGGAAAAUUGAAAGCUCUAGUGAGGUGCGAACAAGUUGGCGUCGUCCGUUAACAAUCAAAACAAAUUAAAGUGCACGUUAAUGGAUUCAAUUGUGCGAUUCCGUUUCGAAAGUUUCUCGCGCGAGCAGUGCGUUUUCGUUAUUAUGUGACCAGAAGCAACGUGGUGCCUUUUAAAUGACUGCCAGGAAUAUGGAAUUUUUUUAAAGUUCACUCUUUACGUCUCGAUAAUAACAUGGAAUCUAUGGUCAAUAAUAAUUUGAUCUCGAAUUUACCUGAGGAACGCGGCUGGGAAUACAAGCAGGUGACGGUUACAAGAGUGCAGGGAUACGGUUUCGGUAUAGCCGUUUCGGGAGGACGGGACAAUCCGCAUUUUGCCUCUGGUGAUCCCAGCAUAGCCGUAAGUGACGUUCUCGCAUCCGGACCUGCCGAAAGACUGCUUCACGUUAACGACCGAAUUAUAACCGUAAAUGGGAUCUCUCUGCAAAAUGUGGAUUACGCAACAGCGGUUCAGGUACUGCGAGACUCCGGGGAUACGGUGGUGCUGUUGAUCAAGAGACGGGUGACGAACCAUCAGCACAGCCACAGCCUAGGCUCGGGGCCUCCACUGGCGGCGCUAGGAAUUAACCCGCUCCCUGCGAAGGUUACCCUAACGAAAAAUUCCAAAAAAGAAGAUUUCGGAGUGGUGAUCGGAUGUAAAUUAUUUAUAAAGGAGCUCUCGACGAAAGCGCGGGAGCAGCUGUUAAGCACAAACCAAAGUUUAAACGAAGGCGAUUUUAUAACGAAACUGAACAACACCAACUGCAAUGAUUUGAUGUCGUUAAAAGAGGCGAAGAAGAUCAUCGAUAGCUCAAAGGAUAAACUGCACAUUACGGUUGCUCGAGAUUUUAAUCAGACCUCCACGAUCUCGCAUCAAACUCAAAGUUCUGUGAGCACAACUGGUGCUGUUAACAAUUUUUACAAAGAUGACUUCCUGACCUCACCGCAAAGCUACUCCAAUCAAAAUUUGUAUGUCCAACCGCCGACCAGGAAUCCGAACGUAAACGCGAACGGCGGAUUUGACGACAAACUCGAACAAAACGGCGGGCCCAGUUCGUUGGACGACAAAAGCAACCUGGCGCCGCGCGGCCGACUGCGACAGCCCCUUUCGGAGGCAAACAUUAAUCAAUUGAACAGGAACAGUCUCGAAGGAUAUGGGAGGGCGAAAAAUCGGGAAGAACCGCCGCGGCCGCCCCCGCCUAGACCCGAAGAUUAUUACAGUAGUCGAAGGCAGUUGUACGAUGACGAUCCGAUUAUUCACAAAACGAAGCAACCGGUACCUGAUGCCAGGUACAUAACAUUCCAUAAGGAGGGAUCGGUUGGAAUUCGUUUGACUGGUGGAAAUUUCGUCGGGAUAUUCGUGACGGCGGUGCAACCGGGUAGUCCGGCAUCAUUGCAAGGUUUACAACCGGGGGAUAAAAUUUUAAAGGUUAACGACAUGGACAUGACGGGUGUGACACGAGAGGAGGCCGUCCUGUUCCUGUUGAGCCUUCAGGAUCGCAUCGAGUUGAUCGUUCAGUUCUGCAAGGAGGAGUACGACGGCAUCGUCGCCUCGCAGAAGGGCGACAGUUUUUAUAUUAAGACGCAUUUUCACUACGAAAAUUCGGUUAAGGGCGAAAUGAGCUUUAAGAGUGGUGACAUCUUUCACGUCAUUGAUACCUUGUAUAAUGGAGUAGUGGGCUGUUGGCAGGUGUAUCGAAUCGGACGAAAUAAUCAACAAGGGCAGAAGGGCAUUAUACCUAACAAGUCUCGGGCCGAAGAACUGGCAACGGCGCAGUUUAACGCUACCAAAAAGGAAAUGUCGGCCAAUGAAUCGAGAGGAAGCUUUUUCAGGCGACGGCGGAACUCUAAUAGACGGUCAAAAAGUUUGGGGAAGGAGCAUUGGGACGAUAUUUUAUUCUCCGACACCGUAUCAAAAUUCCCCGCCUACGAGCGGGUCGUACUAAAACACCCGGGUUUCACGCGACCCGUCAUUCUCUUCGGACCAAUCGCGGACGUGGCCAGGGAUAAGCUUCUGAAAGAUUUUCCCGACAAGUUCAUUUCGCCGCAGCUCGAUAGCAAUUUGGACGAUUCAAAACCGCAAAAGAUGUCCUCCAACAUUAUUCGACUGUCCGCAAUUCGCGAGGUGAUCUCUACUGGAAAACACGCGCUUCUCGACAUCACGCCGAAUACCGUCGAGCGGUUGAACUACGCCCAGCUGUAUCCGGUCGUCGUGUUCUUCAAGGCGGAAAGUAAGAUAAUCAUAAAACAAAUGCGGCAAGGUUUACCAAAGUCGGCGCACAAAAGUUCCAAGAAGCUUUUGGAGCAGUGCCAAAAGCUGGAUAAGGUGUGGAAUCACAUAUUCUGCUCGACGAUAACCCUAAACGAUAACACUGACAAUUGGUACAGAAAAGUACGCGAGAUAAUCGACAAGCAACAAAGCGGUGCGGUUUGGAUGAGCGAAACUAAGCUGGGCAUUGACUUAUUUACAGAUUUCUAUUUUCCCAUCGCUUACCUCUCGACGCGAAGUAGCAAUUCCCUACCCAGUCGUCAACGUUCCAAACCCAAAAAGCACUCCAAACGCGCCCCCCUCUCAAUGUACAGCAACCCCCAAUACCUACCCGUUUCCAAACCUCUGUAUCACGUGCCUAGCGAAUGCAGCGUAUGCAAUCAUCAUUACGCGAACGAAUAUUAUCCUGAAGAAUCAUUAUCCGAUGACUUCCUAUUCCCAAUGUCAUCGCUGCGUUUAUCGUACGCGAGCUCGCCGGAAAGCGAUCUUGAGCACAGCCCGGGCCCGCCCGUAUCGACGGGACUGUCCGGCGGCGGUAACGGCAAUGCGGGAAGACUCACAAAGGCCAGUUCGGAUCCGAGCGUUGUUAUGCCGGACAGUAGCACAACCGAUGUCUUACCACCGUAUCAACCCACUUACGAUACACGAUACGGAUUCGGAAAUCAAAGCAAUUCGGAAUCGCAGCUUCCCCCCAGUACCCCGCCCAAUCCGACGAAUCAAGGCCCGAACCUAACUCCCGAGGUGCCAGGAAAUUUGGACCCUCAAAAUCCCUACAAGCAGAGUGGUUUAUAUUCCCACUCCAAUGAUUACUCGAAGGAACCGCGGAAUGACUACAUCAAAGAAGGCCAUAAGAGACAAAGUAGUACUUUACAUGGGAUGUUCAAUCAUUCGAAGGGGAAUAGCUUAAACGAACAGAACCCACGCAGUCCGAAAGAUGAACGUAUGUACGCCACCGCGCCGGAUCUGCCGCCGCGGGUCGACCGAGCGGUAAAACCAAUUGGACUUUUGGUUACACCGACAAAGACUAAUGGCCGAUCCGCCCACGAACGCUUGUUUGGGACGAAGCCUCUCCAACAAAGCGAUAGUAACGAGCAAAAUAAUAACGCGGAAAGCUUUAAUAAUAAAUUAGGCUCGUUGGAAAGGAGCGUGAAUUCGAAAUCGGAUUCGCUGUCAAGUUACGACUCCUAUAAACAGCAACUUCCAGGUAAUUCGGGAAUAGGCCCGAACGCGCAUGAUGACUUAAAAACAACUUUAUCUAAAAUCGACUCAGAUAACCCGACAACACCAUCAAAGUACCCUGCAAGAUGGGAUCAAAAUAAUCACAGACACGAUCGGCUGGGCUCCAAGUUAGAUCUGAAGUACGCUAUGGGGGUCAACAAUGUUAACGAUCACCCUGACCAAAGUCCGCGUAAUUCGCACGAGGUCGAUAAAGAGUCCUCACCUCUCGAUCACCUCAACCCGCGCAUGCUUUCGGAACGAGAUCGACAAGAAAUGUAUAGAUCGCCAGCAAAACAGAAUAGCUUCACCAAGACCUACGUUGAAACUAAGACUGAUUAUGGAAAGUAUAGCCGCAACAACAAUUCGCAAGACUACACGCGCACCUCCCAUCAAGACUUGACGCAAGCUCAACUAACAGUCCACAACGUGCCUCCCCAUCAUCACAAUCAGGUGAAAAACAACUACCACCACUCCAACGGGUUCGAGCACCAAAAUGGCCCCCCAAACGCGUACAAGCCCGUUCCUCCCCCCAAACCCAAAAACUACAAGCCGCCAUACAAGAACCAAGGUUACGGACCGAACGAUGGCAUCCUCCAACCGUCGGUGCCGUACCAGCACGCUAAGAGUUACAGCAAUUCGAUGCAAGAUCAGCGGUCGCCCACAAUGAACAGCAAACACGACUAUUACUACAACAUGCCGCCCGCGAACAACUGGCACACCGAAACCGCGGUCAGAUACAACUCGUCCGUGCACGGACCGUACGAUAUGGCGCCGCCGUACGACUCGCAUCGUCACACGAACAUAUCGUACGCGUCGCGCAGCGAAAUAACGCCGAUCUCGCAGCGCGACAACUCGUACAGCAUGGAGAGCGCGGACGUCGUCGAGGCGAGACUACCCGAACGCCACAACAUCGUCGACCUGCAAGGCUCGCGGGAGCAGAGGGGGUCGGCGUUCGAGCUCUACCGUAAACCCAUGCAUCACAACAUGAGGGAUGAGAGGCAAUAUGCUUUUUACGGAUCGCAACCUAACAUUGCUCACAUUUACACGAAUAAUGCCUCCGCUACUAACAACACGCCAAACAAAAUAACGCCUAAGCUGACCAAAACACAAUCAUUUAAUCAUCGUAAGCGAGACGGCCUAAGUACACCGCAGCUUUUUAGAAAGUUCCUCUUUAAGCACAGAAACAAAGACGGCUCGGCUAAGAGUGGUAAAAAGGUAGAGAAUCGAAAAGAAAUCGACGACGCGCACAUUUACGGCAACAUACAAAAUAGCAGGGAUGUGACGUGCGCCGUCGUGGACACGAACGGGGCCACGCUGAUAAAUCAUUACUGGGGGGUGUCUUUAGAUAUACCGAAAAAUGCUAUACCCGAAGGUAGGAGGCAGGAGGUAUAUUUCGUCAUCACCGAUCCACGACUUUGCAAUACUGCGCCGCCUUUGGACUUAGAAAACGGUGAAACCAUGCUGUCGCCACUAGUGAUGUGUGGACCACAAGGUACUGAAUUUUUGAAGCCUGUGAUUCUAAGUAUUCCCCAUUACGCAAAUACUCUACCCAGUCUAGGUAUAAGUUUGAAGGCGACCGACUCGGAGAAGGAUAUACAUACCGAUUGGGAUAAUAUAUUGUUACCAAGCAAUCACGCCACUAAUAGAGUUUCGGUUAAAGUCGAUCAUUUCUAG
Molecule: messenger RNA, 5477 nt
Organism: Photinus pyralis (common eastern firefly)
Lineage: Eukaryota; Metazoa; Arthropoda; Insecta; Coleoptera; Lampyridae
Product: tight junction protein ZO-2-like
Exons: 21
Coding region: 513-5477 (1654 amino acids)
Biological process (GO): cell-cell junction organization; cell-cell adhesion; protein localization to cell-cell junction
Cellular component (GO): plasma membrane; bicellular tight junction
Molecular function (GO): cell adhesion molecule binding
Source: RefSeq, a predicted model, not a curated record